UUGGUCGGAGUCAGCUGUAGCGUGGCCGCGUGGCGUGCUCUCUCUCUCUCUCUCUCUCCUCGUUUCUUCCGCGAGUUUAUUUUGCCGAUCGCGUCGUUGUGGAAUCCUCGUCACGGAGAGGGGAAGGAAUCAGGUGUAAAAUCGCGAUCUCUCGUCUUUUACCGAACCUACGCCUCGGCACGCUGCACGGCCGCGCGCAUUUCCGAGAAAAUCGCGAGGAAAAAGGCGCGAGGCAAGAGAGAGUUCGGUGAAGCCGCCGAUCGAGGGCAUUCGAGGGAGUCCCGUCGUCCCGAUCCCACGAGCGGCGCUCGCAGUUGCACGCGAGACGCCGUCGAGGUAGUUUCAUACUCGAGCGAGAUAACGUUUUCACGAGAAGUCUUAGAGUGUUUACGUGGAAACUGAUUUAAUCGUCCCGUCAGUUUGACGAUUAUAACGUACGUUACGAAGCGGCAAGACGCUCGGUGACAGCAGCAAUUUUAACCUAUCCGAGAACGUCGGUACGUGCUGUGUGCUAAGGAAGAGGGAACUCGGUCGGCAGCGUGCGUUUAUAUAUAUACAGGAGGAUUCACCGUUCGGCGACGUUCGUGGAAGCAGUGACGCAACUAUCGCUCCUGUCCGGAGAAGAAGGAAAAGCCCGCGAUGACGGUGUAACGGCGCGGUUUCAAGUCAAGCUUCACCUUGCUAACUUCACGUCUUCACCUCGCCUCUCGCCCUUUUCGUCCCGCCUCGUCCUUACCGACGCGUGUGUGCGCGCGCGAUAUGUUACGAUGGUGUGCGUGAGAUCGCGCGUGCGGAUCGUUCGUGAACUCGGCGACAGCCUGUAGCUCGUCAGCGGCAAGCUGGUGGCGGUGGUACUCGCGCGCACGGGUGUAGAAGCCGGAAGAAAGAGAUUCGUUUUCUUGACUAUCUGGACUGACGAUGCGAUCCUUCGGGAAGUCGUCGUGGCGAUGGGCCAUCAGUGAAAUGGACAUGAGCAUCCUUCUUUUUAAUGGUUUUCUAUUACUGGGCUUCGUUGUGGCCACGGUACCGGAUGUUCUGGUGUUGGGUUCGCCCGGCCCUACACAGGUCGUCGAUCGGGACACUUCUAUGAAGAAAUGCCGGUACAACAGGGCCUACUCGAUGCUGGAAGCGUCCUGCUCGAAUCUGGAAUUGCAUGAUAUCCCGACGAAUCUGAAGACUGACAUACAGGUACUAGAUGUUACCGUGAAUCGAUUGAGAGAAUUGAUGAACGAUAGUCUAACCUCUUACAAGAGCUUGGCCUAUAUCUAUUUGGGUGACAAUUUCAUCCAAAAUAUCGAGGAAGGAGCCUUUGCCAAACAGAAGUACCUAGAAGUGCUAGAUCUUUCACAAAACGGUUGUGACACUUUGCCGAAGAGCCUCUUCCAGCUGCCGUAUCUCCGCACGCUUUACCUCGGUUACAACAAGCUUACCGACUCGGUAUUCAAGGUGGAAGUUACCUCGCCCAUCAAGCUGUUACAGUUGACCAGAAAUAAGCUCACCAAGAUCCCGUAUAUCGGCCCUCAGCCGACCCUUGUCACCCUCAACGUGUCCGAGAAUCUGAUUACCUCGGUCAAUACUGAGGACCUAGCGCCGUUCUGCUCACUGAAGUUGCUCGAUCUCUCGCGGAACAUGAUCAAGUUCAACAGCGUCGCUGCGAAUAGUUGCGAAUGCGAGAUGUUGAAUGCCUGGGUGAGGCUACGUCAGAUCAAGAUGAAGCCUAAUUUCUUCAAUUGCACCAAUUCGAAGACCAUAGCCGAGGAUUGCGCCAAUUUGCAAUUCAGCAAUCGAACGUAUGAAUUGUAUAAUCAGUGUUCGAUCAUCAUACAGCAGAAGGUGGAGACUGAAAAGGCCCGCUCAGUCUGGAUAUUGGUAGUCUCGUGCGUUUCGGGAUUCCUUUUCGUCGUCUUCACGGUGCUGUGCUGCGUGCACAAGCGGAAUCGUAGGCGACGCAGGAAGCAAAAAGAACAACAGCAGCUAACAGCGAACAAUGCCAACACUGAGUUACUUAAUAGCAAUCUGACAACCGGUAAUUCGUGAAAUAAUCGCCGAAACGUACAACAAUAAAAAUUGUAAAGAAUCCUGUGUCGAUGCCGAGAGUACAGCUUUAUAUAAAUCGCGAGGAAAUGAAAGUUAAGGAGUUAUCGACUUUGAAAAAAAAAUUAACGAUGUUCAAAGUAUUUGAGAUACCUGUUGGUAUUUAUUGAGAGUUUAAUCAACGGAUUCAGAGAGAGAAUUUAAUUGGAUAUAUCGACAGAUACGUGCCUAACAGUUUGUAUCUGAUCAUUAAUAUACAUUUACAAUCGCAUGUUCAAUAAAUGUGAGAUUAUAGUUUGAAUUCUUCUGGCAUGAUUGCCAUUUUCAAAGAUAUUACAAGUUUUCAGAAGAAGUGAGAUAUAGCCUCAUAAAGUAUGAACAAUAUAAUACAAAUUCGUUACCAUCCAAGAUAUCGAGCGAAAUGUGAUUAGAUUUUACUUAAGUAUUAGAUUACUUAAAACUCCGAAGAGAAGCGCAGCCAUCGAAAGUAACCAACUUCGUGAAGACUAUGCUUACAAGAUAUAAACGCGUUAACUUAUAAAAUGUGUAAAUGUUCUAUAUUGUGUUCACAUAUAUAUAUAUAUAAUGGUUACAAUAUAUACAUAUAAAAUCUAUGUGAAUGUGAUGGAUUUUCAAGGACUCUGCGUGUUUUGAACGAAUAUAUUCAUCUCAUUAUACUCUGCGACGAUAGAAAUUACCGAUUUUGAUUUUGGUCGAACAAAUCUUGAAAACUGGUCGCGCUCAUUAUCGUGCUUUUGUCAAUGUAAUAGCAAUGGGAAGGAUAAUAUUUAUUGCACGGUACUUAAAGAAGAGUUUUCUUUCAAAGGAUAUUGCGAUGUCAAAGUGGAUUCUUUUAUCCAAGUAUUAAUGUAUUAUGAUGUUGAUUUUAUUUUUUG
Molecule: messenger RNA, 2930 nt
Organism: Mycetomoellerius zeteki
Lineage: Eukaryota; Metazoa; Arthropoda; Insecta; Hymenoptera; Formicidae
Gene: Lapsyn
Product: Leucine-rich repeat activity-regulated protein at synapses
Exons: 4
Coding region: 919-2037 (372 amino acids)
Molecular function (GO): protein binding
Source: RefSeq, a predicted model, not a curated record